This is a messenger RNA of Pedinophyceae sp. YPF-701, 3000 nucleotides long. Lineage: Eukaryota; Viridiplantae; Chlorophyta; Pedinophyceae. The record is from the annotation of a GenBank genome assembly.
AUGGACUACGAGUACUCGGAGGCUCCCUACCUCCCCGAGGACCCGGGCGCUGGCGCCAGAGCCCCCCUCGCUGGUUCCUCCCCCGCGGCCGCGGCGUGCCAGAUACCGGGCUCAACCGCACCGCACGGCGCUCCCACGUCCUUCACGUCCGCGUUCGCGUCGUCCAAUCUCGGGAAGGCCGGCGGGCUACCUGAGGCGGAGGACUGCAUCACUCACCAAGACUGCGCGGCUGCGCACGAUCAGGACACCCUGACCGGGGACAUGCACGCACAGCCCUCCCAGGCGGUCCAAGACGGAGCGAACGCCGCGAAUUCAGGCUUCAGGCCCGCCAGCGCUGCCCAGGCCCCGGGCGGCCCCCGCCAGCCGCCCCUGGACAUCCCCGCGCCCCCGCUCCGCGCCACGACCUCCGAUGUCGACGACCUCCCGGAGUCCUCGCGCUCCAGGCGCGGCACGGGCUUCAAGGCGCUCGCCAAGCGCCCCUCCCUCCCUCGCAUCCGCGUCGUGCACGCCGGGUCCGGCGACUCGUCCCCCGUCGGCGCCUCCCCGAUCUCGGCGUUCCCGCGGCCGCCGGCGGCCUCCGCGCCGGAAGGCAGCGGCCACAGCGGCCGCGGCUGCUCCCCGGAGCGCGCCCAUGUCGAGUCUUCCCCGCCACAGCUCCCGGCCGCGCCGGCGUCGCCCAUGCGCGGCCUCGCGGGCGCCGGCCGGCGGCCCUCGCGCCUGAAGCGCUGCUCGACGGACGGCGACCACUCGGAGGUGGCGCACCGGCGGUCGCUGUCCCAGACGAGCCGCCUGUCGCCGCCCCGCGACCACGGCCCGUCGGCGACCGCGCCGCGGCCGAUCCCGCACGCGGUCGACGUCGGGUUCGACCUCCCCGGGGGGUCUCUCGGCACCAGCGCAGCCCGGCGCAGCGGAGUGUCCCCGGGGGGACUUGACGUGGUCGGCGAGGACGCACGGGGCGUCGUGCCGGGCACGCCGGGAUUCGCGGCGAAGCGGCGGCACUACCUCGUGCUCAGCGAGGCGGGGCGUCCCAUCUGGACGCGCUACGGCGACGAGGCGUCGGUCGCGGCGACGGUCGCGGUGGUGCAGGGCCUGAUGUCGUACGCGGAGAGCAUGGACGACGAGCUGCGCUCCGUCGAGUGCGGCGACGGCCGCUGCAUCGCGUUCCGCCGCUGCGGCCCGCUGCUCCUCGUGGGGUCGUCCUGCGCCGACGGACCCGCGGCCGUCUCGCGGCAUCUCGGCCUGCUGCACGACAUGAUUGUGCUGCUGCUCGGACACUCGUUCCUGCACCGCAUGGAGCGCUCCCCGGGCUUCGACGUCGCGCGCCUGCUCCAGGACGCGGGCGGCCUUCUCGCCGCGCUCGUCGACGCGGCACCGUGGUCCCCCGGGGCGCUCCUCGACGCCGUGCAGCCCCUCCCGCUGCCCCGCGCGGCGCGCGCGGUCGUCUCCGGCGCGCUCCUGGGCCUCGCGGCGCAGCACGGCCGCGGCAACAUCGUCGCCGGCGCCCUGCUCUGCGGGCCCCUGGUGGUGGCGUGCGGCGCCGUCGGCGGCGCCGGGGGCCUCGCGCUGCACCCGCGGGACCUCUUCCUGCUCACGCACUUCGCGCUAAACAACGACGCGAUGCGGCACUCCGAGAGCUUCGUCCCGAUCGGCCUCCCUGCCUCGUGCCCCGGCGGCGCUAUGGUGCAUGCCUACAUGCGCUACGUGGACCGCGCCGCCGACGUGGUCGUGAUCUACCUCUGCUCGGAGGUCGCGGGGUUCUCCGCGUGCUCCGACGCCGCGCGCGCCCUCUCGAUGCACCUGGACGACUCUGGCACGCUUGCGGCCAUCCUGCGAUCGGCGUGCAGCGCGGCGGGGGUUGCGCCGGCGGUCGCGCCGCCCGGGGCCGAGGCGGUCGCGGUGUCCGCGGACAGCGACGUCGAGAUGGACCACGACGCAAGCGAGGAGCCGUCCAACGUGUCGGAGCUCGCUGCGCUGCGCCACGCGAUCGGGGAGCGUGGCGGGGGCGCCGCGACUGCGCGCGCGCCGCGGCCCGGAGCGCUGCGGCAGCGCGGCCCCUCGGCGACGCGUCUGGCGCCCUGCGCGUACUCCGGAGACUACGAGAACGACGACGAAGACGGCGAGGAGGGCGGCAGCGUGGCCACGAGCGUCGACGUCGAACGCAAGGUCAAGGGCGCAGGGCUGUACGCGUCGUCGGUCGAGUCGCACAGCUUCGCGAACCUCGAGACCACGGGGGAGUCGCCGUCGCAGGCGGGCGCCGGGCGCAGCAGCAGCGUGACGAUGCCGCGCAUAGGCAGCCUGCCCGCGGGAAUCCACGGGAUGGUGCCGCGCAGCACGGGCCGCAUGAUGGCCGUGUGCAGCGGCGGCGUCAGCAUCGUCGCGCCGCGCGCGUCCGCGAGCGAGGCCCCGCCGCGCGAGGCCCCGCGCUGCGCCGGCGUGCCCUGGUGGGCGCACGGCGCCCCCACCCUCGGCACGUGGGCGAUGCGGCCGCUGGGCGCCGUCCCGCUCGAGGCCAUCCCGCUCGGGACGCGCGGCGCGAUGUCCGCGCCGCCUCCGCCGGCCUUCGACGGCGCCCCGAGCGAGUCCCUGCUGUCGUCGCAGUGGGGCGCGCACGCACAGGACUGGCCCGCGGGGCCCCCGCUGCCGCUCCCGCAGUCCGGCACGGGGCUCCUCUGGCACUACAUGUGGGUCACGAACGGCCAGCUGUCGAUGUCGCGCUUCCAGCACCCGCUGUCGCGCACCGCCGCGCAGGAGGGGCUGCUGCGGCAUUACGUCGACGCUGUGCGCGCCAUGUGUCCGGGCGGCGUGGUGCCGGCCGAGGGCGGCGAGGACGCGCGCCUCGUCACGAUGGACUCGUACGUCGUGUGCGGGAUCGUCUCGGGCGGCAGCGUGCUGCUGGCCUGCGUGGACCCCAUGACCGACCCGUCGUCCGCCAUGAUGGCGGCGCGGAGGCUGCUGUCGUGGCUGCGCCUGAAACAGGCAGACGUGUUCCUGCAGGCGUGA